CAAGAGGCAAUACGGAACACUGCUGCGUGAUGUCAAACGGCGCUGACGUUAGGGGGGUUGUGCGGUGCACGGCCUCGGUGAAUUUGGCGGGAAUUGCCUCUUUCGGGUCAUCGAUGUUGUCUUAGUCAGCUACUCAUGCAUCCCGGCGCUCACAACGAAGGGCGGCUCGUAUAAAAGAGCUGCUCUGCACCGGUGGCUGCCCCAUCACAACACAAGUCGACGCAAAUGCCUUCUACUACUCAAGUCUUAAUCGCUGGUGCUGGUCCUACCGGCCUCGCAGCGGCCCUCGUUCUGCGCCGCAACGGCAUCGACGUGCGCAUCAUCGAGAAGCAGGCGUCCACAAACCCCGGAUCCCGUGGGUCGGGUCUCCGCCCCCGCACGCUCGAGCUCUUUCACCAGCUCGAAGCGAAGGACAUUAUCGAGAAGUCUAGUCAGGUCAUUCCUAUUCGCGCGUACAAGCCUGGAACCCUCGAGGUUGCUAAGGACCUCUGGAUGGAAACUGUCAACGAGGCGACUCCUCAGAUUCCAUACCCGAGUGUCCAGCUCAUGGGACAAGGCAUGACUGAACGUCUCUUGCGCGGUCAUCUGGCCGAAUGCGGCUGCAAUGUGGAAUUUGCCACGGAACUACGCUCCUUCGAGCAAAACGGUGACGGGGUCAUAGCUCAUAUAGCCAGAAUCGAGGGAGAUAAAGAGGUGACUGACACGAUCCACGCUCAAUACUUGAUUGGAACCGAUGGUGCACGAAGUGUCGUGCGAAAGCAGCUCGGACUCGCAUUCCUAGGAGAGACUCGCGAAGAGACCCGCAUGCUUACGGGCGACGUCCGUUUCACGGCGGAAGGGCUCGAUCGUCACCACUGGCAUCGCUUCGGCGAUAUGAACUCGAAGAUGGUCAUGCUUCGCCCUUGCCCUAGCAUUGGCACCGAGAACGACGGCUUCCAAGUCAUGCUGGGUGGUCCAGAGAUUGACCUCAAUCCGCUGUUUGCCAACAAGCAAGCGCUUUGCGAUAAGAUUGCGGAGUUGGUUCCGGCCAAGUUCGACUUCAAGGAGGUGAUCUGGUAUGGUGAAUUCAGGCCAAACAUUCGCAUGGUGGACAAAUUCAGCGUGGGUAGAGUAUUUGUAGCAGGGGAUGCUGCCCACUGUCACAGCCCUACUGGCGGUCAGGGUCUCAACUCGAGCGUUCAGGACUCAGUGAACCUAGGCUGGAAGCUUUCUUACGUCCUUAAGGGCCUGUCCCCGCCGUCUCUGCUUGAGACAUACAGCGAGGAGCGUCUCCCUGUCAUUGCGGAGAUGCUCAACCUCACCACCGGCGUUCUCAACCAGAGUGCGAUCGGCACUGACGCGUCGUUCGUUCGGCCCAGCCGCCUGCUCAUGCUCGGUGUCAACCAUCGCACGAGCAGCAUCGUCCUCGAGGAGCUCUCACCGGCUCUCGCGGCCGUGCCGGCCUAUGGGGACUCCAAUGUCGAAGGUGUACUUGCUGCGGGAGACCGCGCGCCCGAUGCGCCGGGGCUUGUCGAUGCCAAGGGUGGCGAACAUCGCUUCUUUGACGUUUUCCGAACGACAUACCACACUGUGCUCGUCUUCGCGCCGAACGUGGAGGCGGCCACGCAUAUCAUCAACGCGAUCGAUGGAAAAUACGCGGGUGUCGUACGCGCCGUCGUUGUGCUGCCUGGCUCAGCAUUCCUCGACAAGGACGAGAAGGCGAGCAGCGUGCUGACCCUGUGCGAUGCGCACCGGCACGCCUACACCGGCUACCGCGCCCACGAGGGCGAGACGCGCGCUGUGGUUGUCAGGCCUGACGGUUUCAUCGGCGCAUCGGUCCGUACUGCUGAAGGCGUUGAGAGGUACUUUGCGAAGAUUUUCGUCUCGGCUUGAUGUUCUCAUACAAUGGUGGCUGCGCUCGAUUAUGUGGUUGUUUGUAUUGUACGAAUAUGGCUGCGAUGACUUGUUCUUGAUGCUUACUUCUGUAGGAAUAUAAACCGUAACGAUGCG
This is a messenger RNA of Coniophora puteana RWD-64-598 SS2, 1989 nucleotides long. RefSeq lists its product as uncharacterized. The transcript has 9 exons. Lineage: Eukaryota; Fungi; Basidiomycota; Agaricomycetes; Boletales; Coniophoraceae. Gene Ontology annotation, molecular function: FAD binding. The record is from RefSeq and is a predicted model, not a curated record. The coding region runs from base 226 to 1872 and encodes 548 amino acids.